AAAACCAGAUAAAUAGCAUGUCUAUCAGGACGUACGGGGACAAGCCGAUAAGCUUCCAGCUCGAGGAGAAUGGAGAGUACUACUGCGUGGGCUCAGAGGUGGGCAAUUAUCUGCGCCUCUUCCGGGGCUCACUGUACAAGAAGUACCCGGGCAUGACCCGGCGCACCCUCAGCAAUGAGGAGAGGAAGCGCCUGAUCGAGUCUGGGCUGAGCAGCCACAUCCUCGCCAGCUCUGUGUCGCUGCUGAAGGCGUCCGAAGUGGAGGACGUGAUUGAGGGCAAUGACGACAAGUACAAGGCGGUGUCCGUGCACUCCACGGAUCUGCCGGUGAUGCGCGAGAGCAAGUCCAAGAAGCCCACGCCGUGGGUGCCCACAAUGCCCAACUCGAGCCACUUGGACGCCGUGCCACAGGCGACGCCCAUCAAUCGCAAUCGCGUGUACCAGAAGAAGGUCCGCACGUUCCCGAUGUGCUUCGACGACACGGAUCCUGGCACGAAUCUGGAGAACGCCGCGCAGCAGGAGAUGCUGGUGCCCGUGCGCUUGGAUAUGGAGCUGGAGGGCCAGAAGUUGCGUGACACGUUCACGUGGAACAAGAACGAGAGCAUGAUCACGCCCGAGCAGUUCGCAGAGGUGCUCUGCGAUGAUCUGGACCUCAAUCCGCUGGCCUUCGUGCCGGCCAUCGCGGCGGCGAUUCGGCAGCAGAUCGAGGCGUAUCCCAGUGAACCGAUCAUGGAGGAGAGCUGCGACCAGCGCGUCAUCAUCAAGCUGAAUAUCCACGUGGGCAACACGUCGCUGGUGGACCAGGUGGAAUGGGACAUGUCGGAGCGCGAGAACAACCCCGAGGAGUUCGCCAUGAAGCUGUGCGCGGAACUGGGCCUCGGCGGGGAGUUCGUCACGGCGAUCGCGUACUCGAUUCGCGGGCAGUUGUCGUGGCACCAGCGCACGUACGCGUUCAGCGAGGCGCCGCUGGCCACGGUCGAGGUGCCCUUCAGGGCGCCGAGUGAGGCCGACGGCUGGGCGCCCUUCCUGGAGACGCUCACGGAUGCCGAGAUGGAGAAGAAGAUCCGCGACCAGGACAGAAACACGCGCAGAAUGCGGCGUCUGGCCAACACAACGCCCGGCUGAAGUCUUCAGCCUCUGGAAAAGAUCUCAAAGUUCUCCAAAGGCAGUUCAUCACGCUCUUCAACUGGUAAGAAUAUGUAAGUGAAUAUGAAAUUUCAUUGUAAUUUCAAGCUUAGUCCGGACGAAGACUGCUCGGAAAGAGAAAUAUGCCUGUGAGGAAAUUGAAAUCUGCACACUUUUAUUCAUAUUAACAAGAUGUUCUGUAUACAUUUAUUUAAGAAUAAGAAUUAC
Phlebotomus argentipes is the source of this 1352-nucleotide messenger RNA. It is a transcript of the gene Snr1, whose product is annotated as SWI/SNF-related matrix-associated actin-dependent regulator of chromatin subfamily B member 1. Gene Ontology annotation, molecular function: transcription coregulator activity. The transcript has 3 exons. Gene Ontology annotation, biological process: chromatin remodeling; regulation of transcription by RNA polymerase II. The record is from RefSeq and is a predicted model, not a curated record. Bases 18 to 1124 code for a protein of 368 amino acids. Lineage: Eukaryota; Metazoa; Arthropoda; Insecta; Diptera; Psychodidae. Gene Ontology annotation, cellular component: nucleus; nuclear chromosome.